Molecule: messenger RNA, 1265 nt
Organism: Osmerus eperlanus (European smelt)
Lineage: Eukaryota; Metazoa; Chordata; Actinopteri; Osmeriformes; Osmeridae
Gene: ociad1
Product: OCIA domain containing 1
Exons: 8
Coding region: 181-927 (248 amino acids)
Cellular component (GO): endosome
Source: RefSeq, a predicted model, not a curated record
GCGCCCUCUGCUGUAAAUAUGUCAUUUGCGUCAAGAAAUCUCGUAAUCGGCUGGAGGUCAUUUCAGCCACACGGCUAGCUAGCUAGCAAACUACACAUUUUGAACUAUAAUUGCCGAAAUUGUCACCCAACAUCAAGGUUGCCAGCAAGUAAUUUGUUGGUCGUAACUCUAUUGGGAGUAAUGUCGCAUUCAUCUUCAGGAUUUACAGACAUGUCGCAGCAAUACGACGGGGCACAGCCCGAACAGAAUCCAGCGCUUACGGCAGGCUACGUACCUACGGAGGAAGAGAAACGAGUCUUUAAAGAAUGCAACCAAGAAAGCUUCAUGUACAGAUCUCUGCCGUUCUCUGCAGUGGCAGUGGGAGUAACGCAGGUGCUUGUUGCCAAAGGAGUCCUCGCACCCUCGCCACGCUUCGGGUCCUUGCCGAAAAUAAUUUUUGCUGGGAUGGUUGGGUAUAUAGGAGGGAAGAUUUCCUAUGCAAAGGUAUGCCAGGAGAAGUUCAAAAACCUGGAGAAUUCACCACUGGGUGAAGCAUUGAGACAAGGGCGUCGUCAGAUACCCCAACAGUUGGCUCCUCAGACCCAAUCAGAGAUGGGAGAUCCCCAGCAGGCUGCCUAUGUCCCUAUUCCUGCCUCAGACUCCUUCAGCAAUGACCUCUCCUCGGCCUAUCAGCCGCCUGCAUUCAGCGACUCCGCCCCCUCGGCACCUGGUGAUGACAUAAUCAACCCUCCAGCACCGUCGUACCUGGAGGACGAAGGCCCCAGGAGGGACCCUGUUCUGUAUGAGAACCUCCGCAGCCGGAACCGAGAGCACUACGAGGUCAACAUGACCCAGAAGGCCGACGCUUCUCUGCAGCCUCGGGCAGGGCGGGCUGACCCCCAGGGAGAAGUGAAAAAGAACAAGUAUGGAGACACAUGGGAUGAGUGAGUGUGUGUGUUAAAGAGAGAGGAGAGGGAGCGAGUUUGUGUUAGAGAGAGGGAGCAGUUGAGAGAGGAAAUGUGAGUGUGUGUCUGUUAGAGAAAGUGUUUUAAGGAGAGAGGAGAGUGCUGAGCGUGUAUUAAGGAGAGCGUGAGUGUGUGUUAAAGAAAGUGCGUGUGUGUGAAGGAGAGGGAAAGAGCAGGAGUAGGUUCUCCAGACCCUCAGAAUGGCUGCUUUGUCAUCUUGGGUCAUGUGAUCCUCUCCAGACACCAGUCAGUACCUGAUCACCUGUACUGUGUUCAUGUCAUAAUGUGAUGCUGCUUAAUAAACCAAAUUGGUUUAGCCUA